AUGAAGUCUCUUCUCCGUUCAAAGCCUUCUGCGUCUUUGGGUUCUUUCCGAUUAACAACCGUAUUGAAUAGCAAGUCAUCAUCAUUGAAAAUUAUAUUUCCAAAUGAAAAAUGGGAUAUGACAAGUCAUGAGCAUCAAAUGGAUAAGAGUUAUUCCUCUUCUCUUCGAAAAUUUAUUGGUAACAAGAACGAAGGUGUUUUAAGCAUAAUUAAGAAGAAUAUUUCUUUUCAUAAUUUUCAUAUCAAUUUACUUGUAAAUCAACAGACUCAUGAUUCUCCAACUACAGUACCGUUUGAAAAUUUGAUUGAUCAAGUAAAAACUAUCAUACCACAAAAUGCUCGAGAGUUGAACUAUGAACAGUCAAAAGAAAAGCAAGAUUACAUUUAUUCAAUUAUACAACAGAUUCAGUCCAUAAUUAAAGAAAAACGAAUAUUGGCAAGUGAAAUAGAAUGGAACAACAAACUGAAAGAUAUGCACCUUGCUCAUUGGGAAAGCGAGUUUCAUGGAUUGAAACUUGAAAAUGCUAUUGAUGUGUUGUUAGCCGUCUAUUACUAUCAUCAGUUUGGCGGAAAUUUAAAAAACAGGUCACUUUACAACAACAUAUUUUCUAGCAUUGAUCACGCCAUUCAAGAGAAUAGUGACUGUCCGUUAUUGUAUCAUUUGAAGGGAAUAUUCUUUCAAAAAUAUGCAAGAGAUAUUUCGCUUCCAACCUUUAAGCAGGACGAGGCAACUCAGAAGUGUAAAGAAGGAAUAGAAUGUUUUGAAACUGCGCUCAAUAUUUACGAAAAGAAGGGAAUUAACAAUAAGGAUUUACCUCAUAACGAAAACGAUCUGUUGCAUUAUUAUGCAAUUCACAGCGAUGUUGCAAUUUUAAAUUUGUGGCUUUCUAAUAUGUACAAAUCGUUAGCAUACGUGAAACCAAAUAUAUCUCAAGAACUGGGUGACAUUUCUGAAAUGGAGAAGGAAUUUCACAAAAUGAUGCAACAACAAAUGUCGCAACAAGCCAUUCAGGAGUAUGUUGAGAGCAAACUGAAAAUUGCAAACAAUUCCGAUCCCGUUGUUGUAGAUGACAUGGAAAAGGCCUUUUUUACUACAGGCGAGAAAGCACUUCAACAUUUUAGAAAAUCGUUCGAGUAUGUCAAAGAACCAAAAGCUGUUUUUGCGUAUGCUGGAGCUUUAUUCUUGAUGGAAAGACCUGAAGAAGCUGCUGAUGGAUAUGCCAUGUUGCUCGAGAAUGGCAAAAAGCUCUACAACCAACUGAAGGAAGAAGCUCUUCAAAAAGAAGCUAUUUGCAAUUAUUCGUUAUGCCUUUUUCAUUUAGAGAGAUUUGAAAAGGCAAUUGAGGUGUUGCAAGACGCUGUUUCUCAUCAAUUUCCAAAUGAAGCACCGUUACAAGUGCUUCUUCUUCAUCUCAAAGUACAACAAUAUCCUAAACAAAUGCAAGAGAAUUUCCCUCAAGUCAUUGAGCAAAUGAGGCAGAAUUUCUAUGCACUAGAACAAUUAGAACGCGAAACUAUGAGGGGUGAUUUGAGAAAACCCAGUUACGACCCCAAGCAUCUACAAUUUUUCAAACAAAUAUGCACCAUUUACUUGUCAAAUAAUAAAUAA
Naegleria lovaniensis is the source of this 1608-nucleotide messenger RNA. RefSeq lists its product as uncharacterized. The record is from RefSeq and is a predicted model, not a curated record. Bases 1 to 1608 code for a protein of 535 amino acids. The transcript has a single exon. Gene Ontology annotation, molecular function: protein binding. NCBI's taxonomy places the organism in Eukaryota, Heterolobosea, Eutetramitea, Acrasida, Naegleriidae.